AUGAUGUUGAGGUUCUUUACCGAUAAGGCGAAUCACCAGGCCCUCAAGGCUGUGCUUUGUGCCUUGUUUCUGCAGAAGCCCCUCGAGGUGACUCUGAGCAGUACCUACAGCGCGCCGUACCUUCAGCUGCCCAAGUCGAAGGCGGCCCUGUACAGCUGCAAUGAGACAGCGCGUCUUCUCUGGAACACACACGCCGCUCCAUCGCUCGCUGACAAUUCGCUUGAAGGAGAGGUGGAAUGGCUCGAGUGGGAGUCGACGGUGCUGACUCCAGCCUUGACCCCCCUCUACACACAGCGACGCAUCACCAGCGAGGCUGUGGCUGCCCUGAAGAAGCUCGACUCCACCAUUGAGGAGCACCAAGGCACCGUGGCGGUAAAGGGACUUCCGUCGUCCAAGUCUUUCCUAGUGGAUAGCGUCCUCUUCGCCUCCCUCCUGCCGGCGCUGUGCGAGGGUGGGCUGCUCCCCGCCACGGAGGCAGCGGCGGUACCGUAUCUAAUUAAGUGGUUCCAGGCCUUCCAGGCAGAGCACGCGGAGCUGAUCGCCUCUGCGUUUGACGUGCUGUCGGUGCAAGAGUACGGGGACUUCUUGCGGGUGCCACGCACGUACCAGGUGAGCCCCAAGAAGCAGAAGACCUUCUUCGCCACAUCGCCGAUCUACUACGUGAACGCGUCGCCACACAUCGGCCACGUCUACAGUACGCUUAUCGUUGACGUGCUCGGCCGCUACCACCGAGUGAAGGGGGAGGAAGUGUUCGUAAUGACGGGCACGGACGAGCACGGUCAGAAGGUGGCCGAGGCGGCGGCGAAGCAGGGGGUGUCGACGAUGGACUUCACGACGAGCGUGUCGAACGAGUUUAAGCAGUGCUUCAAGGAGAUGAAUUACGACAUGAAUUACUUCAUCCGCACCACAAACCCGAUGCAUGAGAAGCUGGUGGGGGACAUCUGGAAGAAACUGGAGGCGAAGGGCGACAUCUACCUCGGCAAGUACGAGGGCUGGUACUCGGUGAGCGACGAGUCGUUCUUGACGGCGCAGAACGUGGCGGACAGUGUAGACAAGGAUGGAAAUCCCUGCAAGAUCAGUCUGGAGAGCGGCCACGUCGUGACGUGGGUGGUGGAGGAGAACUACAUGUUCCGCCUUAGCGCGUUCCGCGAGCGUCUCCUCAAGCACUUCCAUGACCACCCCAACUGCAUUGUCCCGGAGUUCCGCCGCCGCGAGGUGAUCAAGACGGUCGAGAAGGGGCUCUUCGACUUGUCCAUCUCCCGUAAGUGCGAGUCCGUCAUGAACUGGUCCAUCCCAGUCCCCGGUGAUGAUCGCCACUGCAUCUACGUGUGGCUGGACGCCCUCUUCAGCUAUUACGUCGGCUCCAUUGUCCGUGUCGCGGCCGACGGCACCGAGGCCCUGGACGAGGACUACCGCACACUGAGCCGCUGGCCGGCCGACCUGCAGGUGGUUGGGAAGGACAUUCUCAAGUUCCACGCUAUUUACUGGCCGGCCUUCUUGAUGUCCGCUGACUUGCCGCUGCCGGAGCGGUUGGUGUCACAUGGCUGGUGGACGAAAGAUCACAAGAAGAUCAGCAAGUCGCUCGGCAACGCCUUCGACCCAGUGGAAAAGGCGAACGAGUUCGGCAUCGACGCGUUCAAGUACUUCCUGCUACGCGAGUCAAACUUCCAGGAUGAUGGCGAUUACAGCGAUAGGAACAUGGUAGCCCGCCUGAACGGCGAACUCGCCGACACGCUCGGAAACCUGGUGUCGCGCUGCGUGACGCCAAAGAUCAAUGUGGGUGGUGUGUGGCCGGAGCCUGCAGAAUACAACGAGACUGACAGGACGCUGAUUGCCUCGCUCAACAAUCUGGCUGGCACGGUGGAUCACUACUACUGCCUGCCUGACAUCCAGAACGCGUUGAUUGCCAUCUUCGACGUGCUCCGCAGCCUCAACGUCUACGUGACCGAUAAUGCGCCGUGGAAGUUGGUGAAGACGGACACGGCGCGCCUCGGCACGGUGCUGUACGUGACGAUGGAGGGGCUGCGCAUCUGCAAUAUGUUCCUGCAGCCGGUGAUGCCGCAGAAGGCAAAGGAGAUCAUGGACGCGCUUGGGGUGCCGGAGGGGGUGCGCAUGGAUAUGGAGAACUACCCGUUCGGCAUUGUGAAGCCGGGGACGAAGAUUGGCGGCUUGGCGGAGGGCCAGGUCAUUUUCCAAAAGGUGACACUCCCAGCCGAGGAGGGGAAUGCGGCACAGGGGGACAGCAAGAAGGCCAUGUAG
Molecule: messenger RNA, 2259 nt
Organism: Leishmania braziliensis MHOM/BR/75/M2904
Lineage: Eukaryota; Euglenozoa; Kinetoplastea; Trypanosomatida; Trypanosomatidae
Product: putative methionyl-tRNA synthetase
Exons: 1
Coding region: 1-2259 (752 amino acids)
Biological process (GO): methionyl-tRNA aminoacylation
Molecular function (GO): methionine-tRNA ligase activity; ATP binding
Source: RefSeq, a predicted model, not a curated record